CGCGACUACAUCAGUAACUGCUAAACAACACCAUAAUGCAAAGCUUCUUGAAUAAGAGCAACACCAUAAGACACUCUUCCAUCGUUAUUACCUCCCAUAUCAGCCAGAGAGAGAAAAUUGGCCUCAGGCAUCGUCAUGGAAGCUGCCGCUGCACUCGUCAGUUUCAUCGGCCUAGCAGGUCCUGUUGCGCAAGGUCUGAAGUUCCUGUAUGACUUCACGACCAACAUGAAGGACUGCCCGAAAGAUAUUCGCGAGAUGAAGACCGACCUUGAAUUAGUAGAAGAUUUGAUCACGCAAGUAAUUCGACAGUGCAACGAGCGUGAUGUGCAACUUCGAGAAAGCGCGGCAUUGGCACGCGCGAUUGCUCACGCUCAGGAAAGCGUCGAAGAUCUCAAAAAGGAGCUGGCUGCGUAUCUUGUGGAUGGAAAACGUAAGCGAUUCAGGUUUGCAGCCAAGCUCAGUCAAACGCAAAAGCUCAGGGCAAGCUUGGAUAGGACUAAGACCAUCAUGUUUGAGUUCAAGAAUCAGCUGCAAAGCGACCUGUUAUAUGACAUCCGUAAUAUGAAUCAAGAGGUUCUCAGAUCAGUAGAGAAGACAAGCAGAAAUCUAGAGACAUAUGACAGAAACUUUCACAAGGUCAUGCAAAAAUCCGAGGUCCAAGCAGAAACCACGAAUAAUUGCAGGGGUGGAGUACAGGCUUCGGUUCAGCUAGCAAGCGACACAUCUGAAGGUCUGACUGACAUUAAAAUUGUUGCGAAGAAGCUCGAGCACAUUACGGACUUGUUGACGGAAACAAGGAUUUCAUCUUCACCGACUUCAUUACCAUCAACGCCUGCAUUGUCACGCGAAGUCAGUGAUAUCUCCGUCAUGAACUUGUCCCAGAAAACGACUGCCAGCAACAUUUUGAGCUCGCGAAGCAAUCCGCGGUCAGUAUCCCGGAAUGCUCGACAAGCGAACAUCGCUUCAGAACACCCCCUUCUACAGUUCAAGGAUAAUCAGUUCCAAUUCUUGAUCGCGAUCAUCUUCACCCAGCGCACCAGCAAACAACAUCUCGCUUUGACCCUGGACAAGGCACUGUUGGAGUACAUGGAGUAUUUGAAAUCAGAGGCAGGGGCCAAUUGCCUUUAG
Molecule: messenger RNA, 1128 nt
Organism: Macroventuria anomochaeta
Lineage: Eukaryota; Fungi; Ascomycota; Dothideomycetes; Pleosporales; Didymellaceae
Exons: 4
Coding region: 136-1128 (330 amino acids)
Source: RefSeq, a predicted model, not a curated record